AUGAAGGGUUUGCUGGAGACGCCGAUCUUCACCGACACGGUGGUUUUCCGCGUGGCUCCGUGGAUCAUGACCCCCAACACGGCGGCACCGCUGGAGGUCUUUGUCUGCAGUGUGGACAACAACGAGGAUUUCGUGGCGUCCGUGGGCGCCCUGGCCGAAAAAGCCAAGUGCCCGCUCACCGUCUGCCCGCUGCUGGAGAACCGCCAGGACCGCUGGAUCCAGGACGAGGUUGAAUUCGGCUACGUGCAAGCCCCCCACAAGACCUUCCCCGUUGUCUUCGACUCGCCCCGCGACCGGGGGCUGAAGGAUUUCCCCGUCAAGAGCAUCCUGGGCCCCGAUUUUGGCUACGUGGCCCGGCAAGCGCCAGAGGGUAGUUCCAGCCUCGAUUCCUUCGGCAAUUUGGAGGUGAGCCCCCCCGUGACGGUGCGGGGCAAGGAGUACCCCUUGGGCCGUAUCCUGAUCGGCAGCAGCUUCCCCAGACUCGGCGGCCGGCGGAUGGCGAAAGCCGUCAAGGAUUUUCUCGUUGCCCAACAAGUGCAGGCGCCGGUGGAGCUGUUUUCCGACUGGCUCCACGUCGGGCACGUAGACGAGUUUCUCAGCUUCAUCCCUGCGCCCGAUCGGAAGGGUUUUCGGCUGCUCCUGGCCAGCCCCAGCGCCUGCUACCAGCUCCUCAAGGAGAAGCAAGAGGAGGGGUUCGGCGAGGCGGCGAUGUUCGAGGGACUGGAGAAGGUGCCCAAGCCGACGAUAAACGAGAUUCUGGCUAACGAAGGCCUCCGGAAAUUCAAUAAUUACGUCCAG
This is a messenger RNA of Pygoscelis adeliae (Adelie penguin), 798 nucleotides long. RefSeq names its product protein-arginine deiminase type-1-like. The transcript is spliced from 8 exons. The record is from RefSeq and is a predicted model, not a curated record. NCBI's taxonomy places the organism in Eukaryota, Metazoa, Chordata, Aves, Sphenisciformes, Spheniscidae. Gene Ontology annotation, cellular component: cytoplasm. Gene Ontology annotation, molecular function: protein-arginine deiminase activity; calcium ion binding. The annotation marks the transcript as partial.